Messenger RNA from Penaeus chinensis, 2473 nucleotides. RefSeq names its product target of EGR1 protein 1-like. Lineage: Eukaryota; Metazoa; Arthropoda; Malacostraca; Decapoda; Penaeidae. Gene Ontology annotation, biological process: snRNA 3'-end processing. The coding region runs from base 357 to 1820 and encodes 487 amino acids. Gene Ontology annotation, cellular component: Cajal body; cytoplasm. Gene Ontology annotation, molecular function: 3'-5'-RNA exonuclease activity; metal ion binding; snRNA binding. The transcript is spliced from 6 exons. The record is from RefSeq and is a predicted model, not a curated record.
UUAUGGUUAUUAGUAUAUCUGAAUUAGUGUUGUAUUUUUUAUUGUUAUAGAAUUUCAGAAAUUACCUUUUAUGUAUCGAAGUUCUACAGAAACAUUUAUUUUUUACUCUACCAAGAAAUGCAAAUGACGUCACGAUGUAAACAAAUCAUGAGGUUUGACUGCAAGUAGUGGGGAUAAUUUAAUCAUUUUAACUCAGUAGCACUAUAAUCUACGUAAUAUUUAAAAGAAAAUGAUAGUUGAGCUUAGGAGUUCUAACUUCUGACAGGUUUAUAAUUUCUCAUUAUUUUUGUUACGGAGAAGCUGACGAUUUUUGUAAGUGAAAUAUUUUUUAAAAAUCGUGGUAGGACAGAAAUACAAUGGAAAAAUUGCCGGUUAUUGAAGUUAGCGAAGAGAAUUUUGUUAGUGUUUUACCAGCUAUAAGAGAUGCGAUCAGCAAAGCUUCAUUUGUGGCCAUUGAUUGUGAACUCAGUGGCCUUGGACAACGGAAGAAGAUCAAUUAUCCAGAGAUAGAUUUCCGAUAUCAGUAUAUGGCUGAAGUCGCACGCACAUAUGCAGUUGUGUCCCUGGGUUUAUCUUGUUUUACCUGCAAGUCAGUGAGCAAUCUGAAAAUUGAAAAUAAAGAAGGUGGAUGUGGACAAGUCCUUAGCCAUGAUUAUCUAGUGCAGACUUUUAACUUCAUCACAUUAUGUUCUGAUGACUUCACCGUAGAAUGUAACUCAUUCAAAUUCCUUGAAAGGCAUGGCUUUGACUUCAACAAGUUAUAUGCCAAAGGACUGCAGUAUUACAAAGGAUGUGAUAAAGAGAAAGAGGAGAAUCCAAAUAUUCGUCAUGUAUUGUCAAACAUUCUAGAGCACAGAAAACCUGUUGUGGUUCACAAUGGCCUUUUAGACUUGGUAUAUCUUUAUCAAGCCUUUUAUGCAGAACUUCCCAAAAAGUCUGAAACCUUUGCAGCAGAUCUGUCAGAUAUGUUCCCAUAUGGAGUAUAUGAUACAAAGUAUAUAGCAGAGUUCCAUCAGUCUGUACCUGCAACAUAUCUGGAGUAUCUGUACACAAAAAUGCAGUUGAAGAAUGCUCACAGAGAAGUUUCAGAGAAGUGGCACGUUAGGGUAACUUUCCCCCCUUACCCAAGCAACCUGGCCAACAUAGACUGGUACCCAUACUUACAGAUCCAUUCAUAUGAUGUCAAGAAUGAUGACGAUGGCCUAGAAGUUUGUGAUACGUUUGCCUAUCAUGGAUGGUGCUCAAAAGGUAGUGAAUGUGGAAACAGUCACAAUAUAAAUAAAAUAGUCAAACAACUUCAACCUAAGGCAGCAAAGAAGAGUAGUUCAACUGGCAGAAAAUACAGUGGGCCAAAGACAGGGUCAUUGGUGCACAUCAUACAGCAGGCUGCAAGGAAAGAAGAAAUGGAGAACAACAAAAGAACAGAUGAAGGCCUCGAACCAGAAAGGAAGAAAAAUAAAAUCUCCAGUGUCAAAUCAGGAAAUAUGAGGAAUGGAAAUGAAUCAUGCCAGGAACAUAACAGUGACUCCAAAUCCAGUGGAAUAAAUAAUCAAGAUAGCAAAAAUGCAGGAAGUCAUAAAGCUGGCUACGAUGCCUUCAUGACUGGAUUCAUAUUUGCAUCAUAUAUAGCAGAGAAGGGAGUGUUAAGCACUAAAAAUAUCAGUUACACAGCUGACAGUUUAGGUCUUAGUGAGGAAUAUAAUAAGAUGUAUUUGGUUGGAAAAAACAUCCCAUUUCUGAUAAGAACUAGUGCAUAUGCAAACAUGUCUACAAAUCACAUGUCAAAAAUAGCAAAGAUCAGAAAAGACUGUACGAGAUGAAGUUAUAGUGAAGUUACAUGUGUAGUAUAUCAUUGUACUUAUUUUCAGUUUCUAUUAUUAAUAUAAGAGUGGAAGGUGAAAAAAAUGCAUGCUGAAGAAAAAACAUAUAUUCUACUAUUUUGUAGAAGAAAGUUAUGAGAAGGAUUGAUACAUAUUACCAGACUAUUUACUUUAAGUGGGGUGAAUAUGCUUCUGAUUACUGGAAGUCAGAAUUAGUUUACUUUUACCUUGAGAAUUUAGCAUGCAAUUUAUCAGAUCACCGAGAUAAGCUUUUAUAUCAAUGUGUGAUACAUAUGCCGUAUAUUAUGUUAAAUGUCUGUUGAGAAAAUUUUAAUUUUCAUGAAAAUUUUGCUUAGAACACUGAACACAGGAAAGUGGAAUGUCUGUUGAGAUAUAAUAAAUGUUGCUACUGAUGUUGCUGUGAAAAAAUAUUUAAAUGUUUAAAGGUUGCCAGUGAGUGAAGAUUGAAAGAGCAAUGGGGCAAGCACUACAGAGCAUAGCAUAGUAUUGUAUAUCACUCAGACGUCGAUUUCAUUUAACCCCUUGCCGACGGGUAUGACGUGUAGGUACGUGCUAUGCCCACUGUGAGUACUUGUUUGAUUGUUUUUACACAUAGAUGGCUACACUUGUAUUAAGUCACCAAUGAGCCAGUU